This is a messenger RNA of Cladophialophora yegresii CBS 114405, 1083 nucleotides long. RefSeq names its product carboxy-cis,cis-muconate cyclase. Lineage: Eukaryota; Fungi; Ascomycota; Eurotiomycetes; Chaetothyriales; Herpotrichiellaceae. Gene Ontology annotation, molecular function: 6-phosphogluconolactonase activity; protein binding. The record is from RefSeq and is a predicted model, not a curated record. The transcript is spliced from 4 exons. The coding region runs from base 1 to 1083 and encodes 360 amino acids.
AUGAAACACCAUUUGAUGAUAGGGACAUGGACGCCGCCGGGCGCGAUCUUCACGGUCGAGUUUGACGAUGAAGCCUGGAUCUUGAGUCUGGUCAAGAGGACAUCCAUUCCGGAGGAUGAGCCGAUAUCAUGGAUGACAUUCGACCAUGCACGGCGAAACAUCUACGGAGCUUCGAUGAAGAAAUGGUCCAGCCACGCCGUCAAAGCACCCGACAACAUCUCGCACGAAGUUUCGCAUCCCAUGAACCAUGACCCGCGGGCUCAGAGCGCCGACACCAGGACGAGAGCGAUCUUUGUACUGGCAGCCAAGAAGCCGCCCUAUUGCGUCUAUGGCAAUCCAUUCUACGAGCAUGCGGGCUACGGUAACGUCUUCUCCGUCGACGAGGCGGGCAAACUCGACAAGAAUAUUCAAAACUACGAAUACAGCGAGAAAUCGGCCAUUCAUGGAAUGGUCUUUGACCCGACGGAGACCUAUCUGUAUUCCGCCGACAUGUGGGCCGACAAGAUCUGGACACACAAGAAAGCGAGUGACGGCACCCUCACCCUGGUCGGCAGCGUCGACGCACCCUCGGCUGGCGAUCAUCCUCGAUGGGUGGAACUUCAUCCCAGUGGCCACUAUCUCUACGUGCUGAUGGAAGCCGGGAAUAGGUUGGGUGUCUACGUGAUCGACGAGACGACGCACCUUCCUGUCUUCACCCAAGACCUUUAUCCGCUUGUUCCUCCAGGUGUCCGAGAUCUCAAGAAGAUGUACAGAUCGGACGUGGUAUUUUGUGCGCAGAGUGGAAAGUAUCUCUUCGCAACCGCCCGGUCGAACUCGGCCAGCGUGACCGGCUAUAUCAGCGCCUUCAAGCUUGGACCACAAGGACAGGUCCAGAAACAGCUCUGCAUCAGCCCGACUCCUAACAGCGGCGGUCACUCGAACGCGGUGAGUCCUUGUCCUUGGACGGACGAGUGGUUGGCUUUGACGGAUGAUCAAGACGGAUGGGUAGAAAUCUACCGCUGGCACGACGAGUAUCUUUCCCGAGUUGCUCAUCUGGAUAUCAAAGAGCCCGGCUUUGGCAUGAAUGCCAUCUGGUACGACUAG